Messenger RNA from Chenopodium quinoa (quinoa), 808 nucleotides. Its product is annotated as gamma-glutamylcyclotransferase 2-3-like. The record is from RefSeq and is a predicted model, not a curated record. Gene Ontology annotation, molecular function: gamma-glutamylcyclotransferase activity; glutathione specific gamma-glutamylcyclotransferase activity. Bases 33 to 266 code for a protein of 77 amino acids. Gene Ontology annotation, biological process: glutathione catabolic process. The transcript has 3 exons. Lineage: Eukaryota; Viridiplantae; Streptophyta; Magnoliopsida; Caryophyllales; Amaranthaceae. Gene Ontology annotation, cellular component: cytoplasm.
CAACCACCAUAUUUCCUCUUUCCCUAGAGUUCAUGAUCGAUGCCACCAUUUUAACAGAAUCCCUUCUUUGGUGUAAUGGCACGCAGUAUUUGGAGGUGAGAGAGAAACAAUAUGACCAAAAGGUUUAUUUGGAUUUUUAUACGGAAUCAACCAGUUCAACACCAGCUGUGAGCAAUGUGUUGGUAUAUGUAGCCUCUUCGGAUAAAAAGAUGAAUCAAAACUACUUGGGUCCUUCACCAUUAGAGGAGUUAGCCAAGUAUGUUUAAAUCUCACCAUGUUUUUUUCCCUCUCGUUCUUGCAAAUGUCGCAAUUUUUCUGUUCAUUUUUUUUUUAUUUCUUUUUUCUGGCAAUUGUUCCUGUGGCAACUUGCAUUGAGGAUGGCAAUCAAUGUUUUAGGCAAUGGCAUGGAAAAGAAUGCUAAAAACUUUGAAUAUUCGUUUCUGUGAACACACUGAAUUUACCGAUGGUUUCCAUAGUUGUUUUUCUCCCCUAUGCAAUGAUGCAAUGUUUGUAGCCUCUAUAUAUCAUACUUACAAGUAACUAAUUGAACUCGGUAUGCUUACUCUGGACUUCUGUAUUUGACAUUUACUAUGCUGAUGUUCUAUCUUGUUUUGCCUGUUAUAACUUUAAAUAUAUUUCCUUUCUCUUUUUGUUGCCAAUCGGGUAGGAUGCACAUGUAAUGGAUCUUGCUAGGGAAGUGAGAUGCAUUCUCUCAAAGGAGGUAAAGAGCUCAGAGAAUGGCGAUCUUUGUGAAUAAAGAUGAAAACAUUGUUGCCUUGAUUACCUUCUGGCAAGCCCCUCAAAACUA